Messenger RNA from Penicillium angulare, 1116 nucleotides. RefSeq lists its product as uncharacterized. Lineage: Eukaryota; Fungi; Ascomycota; Eurotiomycetes; Eurotiales; Aspergillaceae. Gene Ontology annotation, molecular function: arabinan endo-1,5-alpha-L-arabinosidase activity. Gene Ontology annotation, biological process: carbohydrate metabolic process. Bases 1 to 1116 code for a protein of 371 amino acids. The record is from RefSeq and is a predicted model, not a curated record. The transcript is spliced from 4 exons.
AUGCGGGCUCUUUCUUUACUUUCUAUUGUUUCGCUGGCCAGCGCUUCUUAUCCAGCCCCAGGUCCCUGCUCAGGAGACUGUUGGACUCAUGAUCCAUCCAUGAUCCAGCGCGCCUCGGACGGUGCAUACUUUCGUUUCUCGACAGGCUCGGGUGUCAACACGAUGACCUCGCCCUCAAUCGAGGGACCGUGGCAAGAUGUGGGCGCAGCACUGCCGGAUGGCUCCAUAAUCAAGCUUAAUGAUGUCGAUAGCAUGAAUAUUUGGGCUCCAGAUCUACAUUAUGCAGAUGGCACAUACUACAUGUAUUACGUGCUAUCGAAGCUCGGCACGCAGAACUCGCAAGUUGGUGUGGCAACAUCCAAAACGUUAGAGCCGGGCUCGUGGACCGACCACGGCGCAAUUGGCCUGCCUGCCAACAAUGCCUAUAACCGCAUUGACCCUAACUGGAUCGCUAUUGAUGGGAAGGAGUACUUGCAAUUCGGGUCCUACUGGAAGGACCUCUUUCAGGUUGAACUAGAUAGCCCGUUGAAGGUCGGCUCCGUGCCUUCACAUCAGUUGACUUACAAUGCUAGCCUAAAUCAUCGCGAGGAGGCCGCUUUCAUGUUCCAGCAUGGCAGUUACUACUACCUCCUCUAUAGCGGCGGACUAGCUGGCUCCUACACAGCGACUAGCCCGCCUCAAGGCGAGGAAUAUCGCAUCCACGUGUGUCGUUCAACCACCGGACUUGGAGGCUUUGUCGAUAAGUCUGGUACUUCUUGUUUAGAAUCGGGCGGCUCUAUCCUACUUCAGAGCCAUGACCAGAUAUAUGCACCUGGUGGACAGGGUUUCCUCAAUGAUCGAGAAUUCGGUCCCGUCUUGUAUUAUCAAUACUAUCCGCUCGCUUUGAAAGAAGCAGGUGGCAAUGGCGACGCCGGAUACCUUUAUGGUUGGAAUCAGCUCGGCUGGGAGGAUGACUGGCCGUACGUGAAGGAGACUGCCGCAAACUUCAACACCGCAUACGUGUAUGAUGGGGAUGAAGACGGCCCAGAGGAAACUGGCUCAGAGCAAGUCGCCUCGCUGGAAGCCGAGUCACCAUAUGGGGCAGUGGAAAACGACGCGAAUGUGAAAAUCACAUAA